AUGUCGAUCGAACCGUAUCUUCUACUGUGCAUCAUAUUUCUAAUGUUCAAAGAAGAUUCUACAAAACUAGUUCGGGUGAACGGGGUGCAAGUAGCAAAUAGCCAUUCGAAACGGGUAACUAUUGGAGACCGUUCAAGAGUUAUAUCGAAAAACGAUUCUCACAGCAGAUACCAGAAGCGAAUAUUUAAUAAGACAUUUCUAUCGCAGAUCGUACAGAGCAAACGUGGAGAAACUUUUAAACAACGUGAGGUUAAAGAACAUUUUGAACAAAGCAGACGACACCACGAAUCAAAUGAGUUAAAUCAUUUUCCGAGCCACAUUGAAGAAGAAAUUAGGGAAUUUGAAGAUCCCGCCAGCUAUUGGUCAUUAUUGAACGAAGUCAUGUCCGAAGGGGAACUUUUUGUGGAAAUUGGUGGUUGUAGAACUGCGUACCGAGUGGCCAUGGACUGGAGAAAUCGUCACUCAUCUAUCAUUGCGUUGUUAUUUCGUGUGGAUUCUAUGGAAUGGUGUGUGUCAAAGAGCAAGAAAUAUGGUCUUGAAGGAUUCUUUAUUGCUUCCAUAAUCGAUUCAGUUCAACAAAUUGUCCAAUCACUGUAUUUAGAUAACCAACAUAUCCAUUUACCAACAAAUUUCAAGAAAUUCUUUGUCAAUACUUUUACUAGACAAGCAUCAUCAACCCAACAUGCCCAUAUCUUUGAAAAACGAGUAUUAGAACCAGAAUACAGUUUGUCUUCAAAUCCUAAAUUAAAGACGACAACAGUAUCGAAAAACAAACCAAAUCAAAGUAAUGCUCGUGAAAUUGCAAUGGUAAAUGCUUUCUGGAAUCGAGACGAUGAUGGUAUUCAUGGCAUUGCUAGUCCCACGGUAGAAUUUAAACGAAACGUCUUCCAGAAACCCAUGAAAAUUCAGGAAAAUUUGGUAAAACCAAUAGAAGUUGAAAGAAUAAGCAAUAAAGAUCUUGAGAAACACGGGAAAUCGAAAUUCAAUCUACUGUUUGAUAGCCACAAGGGAAAUAUGGAUGUCUUGAACCAAAGAGGUAUUGCUUCUAAAUAUACAUUAGUUACCACAAAGAAUCAUCGAAUAAGAAAGACAAGUGCGUCUAAAGGACGUUUGGAUCAAAUAAAACGAGUAUUUUCUAACAGUAAUCAGAUAAAUAAUCUUUCAAAACCAGAGAAACGAAAGAUAUUGCAAGUUACAGCCAAAUUAUAUGACGUCCACCAAAGAAAAAGGGAAAACUUUUAUAAAAUACGCAAUAAACCAAGGAAAUUAAGUGCUGAACGAAAUACAUUCAACGAACUCAGGGCAUUGCGUACAGAUAACUCAAAACGACUACAUAAGUCAAAUGCUAAGAUAUCGAAAGAUGCUAAACAAAUAAAAACAGUCAAUAGUCGCAGAAAGACUAUAAUCCCAAAAGAAGUUUCUAAACAAUCCAGAAGUGUUUUUCAAACUGAUACAGGGAACAUUUACGACACGAUCGUAACAGAAGAGAAACGGUUUGACAGACUCUGGAAAACAAUCCAACAUCUUUUCCCUUCUGAAUGGAAUGCUGGGAAAUCCGGCUUCACAAUGCUAACAUUUGGCUCUCUUCACAUGACAUUCUUUGCUGCCAAAAUUGGUUUAUUGUACCCCCAGUCUGUCAUAGUAAAUGUAGUAUUACAGAAACACGCUAUUGCCAUGGAAUCUUACAGGAAUGUGUUGACGACUAACGUGAUGACGGCAGUCAAUGAUGUUGAUGCUGAUGUUGUUGCUACUCUUUACAGUAAGGCAAGCCUAUUCAAAUUUCAGGUUUUAGACCAACAUAUCUUCAGUAAUGUUCUGCCUUUGAAAGAGCGAUUUGUGAACCAUCUCGGACAAUUGUUGAGUUUGGCUGAAGUUAGUGUCUUAGAACUGCCUCCAUUUGACCAUUUCAUUGAAGUCUCAUACCUUUUUGGAAUUGACAUGUUCAAGGUACAUUCACAGAAAUAUUGGAUAAAGAGUUUCAUCAACAGAGCUGUAACAUCAGUAAAUGGUAUUGUACAGGAAAUAGUCAUUCUAAAAACAGACAACUUCAGACAACCUACUGUCCUACUGGUUAAAAUGGAAUAUCUUCAACGUGAAGUUAAUUUUUACUGCAACCAAUCAAAAACAGUUUUCACUUUCAAUCGACUCAUUUUUCCACUGCCAUAUCUACAUAUUGGGAAUGAUAAGAAGUUCCAAGCAAGCAACAGAAUAGGACUGCCUGUUUUGUUGUCACUGAAUUUAAAAGAGUAUGAAAGGAAACGUCUGUUGAAAAACUAUUUGUCCCUCUCUGUUCAACCUAAUAUGUGCCCUUCAUAUAUAGAGUGGGACUACAAAGGGUUAACUUAUUGCUCCUGGAAUAAAGAAAAUAUUAAUUAUAACAAGCUUUUCUACAAUGAACUUUCAGAUAUAAAGUCCACAGCAGAAGUACUUGCCAAAGAAACCAAACUUUCAACAGAUUUCUCUUUCAUGGAGUACAACUCAAAAGGCAAAAUUAUUACAGAAUUGGCAACUAUCUAUAAAAACAGUACAUUUAUUGCAAUGGUGCAAGACAAUGUUACGGCAGAUAACAUUUACAAAAUCUCUGAGAGUAAAUUCCUUGACAAUCUGGCAAUCACAGUUAAUCGAUUUGAUAAUAUUUAUAUUUGGAAACUUCUGAAGAGUCCAGAGUUCCUUCGAUUCCAGUAUAUUGGUUAUGAGUCUUUCUUGAAUCUGGUUGACUCUUACUCAAAACAACAACUGAAUUCCAUGCUAAACAUAAUGGUAUCUCUCAGCAUUUCAACAUUCAUUCUUCAGCCAUCUGCAAAGAUCCUUUCCUUGGCAAUGGUGACAUUUUAUCCAGAAUCCCAGUGGAAUCCAUAUCAAACAGAACAUCCUGAUGAAAGUCAGAUUUCUUUCAGAUCAGACAAUCACCCAUUAAACAUCUUCAAGAUAACUGACCAAAAAUUACUCUUCAAAGAUAACCAAACUGAUAAGUCUAUUCAGGUGACAACUACAGUAAAAGGCCCUUUCUACUCAGACACUAGAGAUCUUUUGCCUUGGAACCUUGUUCGUAUUGAUGUAAAGCAUCUCAUACGUCAGGUUGAUCACCAUUUUGAAUCCUUUCGUGAUGGCCAUUCCAGAAAGUACAGUCUCCAUUGCAACUCAACAAACAGUCAUCAUUAUGAUGUGUAUCUUCAACGUAAAACUGAUGGUUUCAUUAUUCCCUACGGAGAUGUUCACACUAUAACAUUAAUCACUCUUCUUCGGUCAGGACUUUUACCAAAAAUCCGUCACAAAUUAUACAAGAACUUCCUACAACUACCACUUUAUGAAGAUAUGGCACCAUGGAACAUAGUAUUUUCAGCUGGCCACCUUGAAUACAUUGACUAUGAUACAAGGAACAAAACCUACACCUCCCUUGUGCCUCUGCUCUAUCAGCUCCUUGCUUUAUUGAUGAAUUAUAAACGGACUGUCACAGACUUUGGUCAAUGUAAAGGUAAUAGCAAGACCCAGUUUGGAUUUGGGCUAAUAUCAGACUGUGUUGCAAGUAACUUCUCAGGACCAUGUUUGCCUCAACUGAUAGAAACCUUUGAUUAUGAAUAUUCCUGCUGUGACCAUCCCCUUCUUUAUGGGCCAACCAUCUAG
Messenger RNA from Octopus bimaculoides (California two-spot octopus), 3624 nucleotides. RefSeq lists its product as uncharacterized. NCBI's taxonomy places the organism in Eukaryota, Metazoa, Mollusca, Cephalopoda, Octopoda, Octopodidae. The record is from RefSeq and is a predicted model, not a curated record.